Messenger RNA from Talpa occidentalis (Iberian mole), 2669 nucleotides. Its product is annotated as interferon alpha-inducible protein 27-like protein 2A. The record is from RefSeq and is a predicted model, not a curated record. Lineage: Eukaryota; Metazoa; Chordata; Mammalia; Eulipotyphla; Talpidae. The coding region runs from base 1016 to 1456 and encodes 146 amino acids. The transcript is spliced from 5 exons. Gene Ontology annotation, biological process: apoptotic signaling pathway. Gene Ontology annotation, cellular component: membrane; mitochondrion.
GGGGAGGUGACAAUGGCAGCUUUUAUCUGGAUGUUGAUUUUGCUCUUUUCCUUCCGGGCUUGUCCGGUUGUUUGUGACCCUUUUCUGUGGGUCCCCACUGGAAGAUGCUUUAGACUUGUGGCAGGCUUUGGGGCCUUGCUCUGGGCCGACCCCAUAUGGAUGGAGUUUUACCCACGAGGGGAUGGGUAACUUUGGGUGCUUCAUUUAGAAACUAGACUCUUUGCCUUACCUGUAUUGUUUCCUAGUUUUUAUUAAAGUUCCUUCCCAUUAAAGCGUCAUAUGUUUUGUGUUGAUGCGGCGGAUGGCAGAACCCAUUUAGAAUAGGCAGGUUUGUGGGGGUCUGGGGUGCCCCUCUCCCUGUCCUAUAACAGAUUUGGCAGAACCCAUUUAGAAUAGGCAGGUUUGCGGGGUUUGGGCUGCCCCUCUCCCUGUCCUAUAACAAAAGCAGCCUUCAGGCUCCGGGUAUAGCUCCGGCUCUAGCUCCAGCUCUGGCUUUAUCCCUGGCACCGGGACCCUGGCAUUGCCUUUACUACACGGAGGCAAGCAAAACCUAGUGAGUUUACUAGAAAAUCAGGCCCCAGGACGCUAGCCCCCUACAGCCUGGGAAAACGGUGAGGAUGCUGAGGCUCCCUAAGAGCAUUUUAGUUGAAUGUGCCAGGAAAAGCUUUUCUAGAGUCCAGCAGGUGAGGGGUUAAAGCAUCUCUCUGAUUUCCUCUGUGCCUGGAGGAGAAGAGAGCUGUCACAGUUCCCCCAUCUGUUUAUCUUCCUGGGAGUCUGGUUGGCCAGGACCCCGCUUGACCUGGCCAGUCCAUUUCUGCCUGAAUUCUUCGGCUUGCACCCCUGACUUGAAGCUGUUAGGGGAAAGGCUGUCCUAAAGCUAAUUCCAUACAGGCUUUGUGGACGCCACCCCCACCCCAGGCCAAACAAAGCCAAAGACACUGGGAACUCCAAAUCCCAUCCACACCCAAGGGAAGGUGGCUGGGACCUGAGGGUGGGGUUCAGCAGCCAGGUUGGUAUGAAGGCAGACACGUGGGCUUUGGGGGGGAUCCCCCAUUUUGGCUCUCCGCCAUCUCGCAGCGUCCGGCCAGCUCUGAGAGUGCCUUUGGGUUUCCAGGUCAGCGGAUCAGGUGAGGACGCCCUUCCCGGUCAUCCUACAACCCACUUGAAGACAAUGGCAGAUAUCUUUGGAUACGUGAUUGGAGGAGUUGCGGCGGUGGUGGCUGCACCCGUGGUGCUGGGCGCCGUGGGCUUCACGGGGGCAGGAAUCGCCGCCGGCUCUGUGGCGGCCAAGAUGAUGUCAGCCGCGGCCAUCGCCAACGGGGGCGGCGUGGCGGCCGGCAGCCUGGUGGCCACUCUGCAGUCCGCAGGGGCUGCGGGGCUCUCUGCCUCAUCUAACGCUUUGCUGGGUGCUGCCGGCUCAGCCAUGGGGGGCUGGCUGUGCGGGUCUGACGACUGAGGCCCUUCCUCCCUUGGCCAUGGAGCCCACAUGAGCCACGCGGGCUCCACAGUGCAGCUGACACGCCAGCGUCUCACAGGGGCCACCCCAAAACACAGCUGUGGCAUAUCCAAAGUUGUUCCAAGAAGAAUGAGAAAUAAAGACGAGCGGCCGAGACCCUCCACGAGCGUGGUGCUGUGUCGGCGCGUGGGCUGGCGGUGGGGGGUGCUCGCGGGCGGUGCCGGGCAGGGCCUCGCCGGGAAGGAGCGUGGGAGCUGUGACAGCAGCCGGCUCUGUUCGCAGCCUCCCACUCCCGUCUGGCCUGGGAAGGCCCCAUCCUCCGCACCCAGGAUUCGGGGUCUGCUUCAGGACCUGGAAGUCACAGCGCUGCGUCUGCUGCCGGGGGGCCCUUCCCCCUGGGAUCAGGCUGCCUCUAUCCAGGGCCUCUGCCCUCCUUGGCUCAGAGCAGGACAUCAGCCCCCCAACCCCCACCCGGAACUGGACAGGCCCUGCGGGAGGGACAGGUCACCUCCUGGUCACGGGGCUCCCAGAGGUGACCAAUGCGGGCCCCUCACUUCCAGAGGCCCCAGUGUGCCCUUCCCUGGGCCAGCUGCCAGGUGUCCUGCCCAUGUGCCACCUGCCUGGAAAGGCGUGUCAGCCACCCCAGCUCCGGGACGCCUUCCCCCUUCAGACCGGGGCUGGGACUGCAACAGGGUGGUCCCCAGGAAAGGGGGAGGUUCCCUGCCCCACCCAAGGGAGGGUGGAGCUGAGCAGCAAGAGAAGAAGCUGCAGAAGAGACUGAGGAAGGAAGGAAGCAGGAUGGAGCCAGGAGACCUGGAAGAGGCGCAUGGAGCCUAGAGACACGUGAAGAAACUGCACUUGUCUUUUGGUCGUGGACUAGGUGACACAGAUGUGGGUGAGACCCGUGGGGAGGUGACAAUGGCAGCUUUUAUCUUGAUGUUGAUUCUGCUCUUUUCCUUCCGGGCUUGUCCGGUUGUUUGUGACCCUUUUCUGUGGGUCCCCACUGGAAGAUGCUUUAGACUUGUGGCAGGCCUUGGGGCCUUGUUCUGGGCCGAUCCCAUUUGGAUGGACUUUUACCCACGAGGGGACGGGUAACUUUGGGUUCUUGAUUUAGAAACUAGACUCUUUGCCUUACCUGUAUUGUUUCCUAGUUUUAUUAAAGUUCCUUCCCAUUAAAGUCUCAUAUGUUUUGUGUUGAUGCGGCGGAUGGCAG